This is a messenger RNA of Symbiodinium sp. CCMP2592, 4035 nucleotides long. The record is from the annotation of a GenBank genome assembly. NCBI's taxonomy places the organism in Eukaryota, Dinophyceae, Suessiales, Symbiodiniaceae.
AUGUCUUCGGAGGCCUCGCCUGCAUUGAGCGCGCACAGCGAAGCUCGAUCCCACUUGAGCUCAGCAGUGCUUCUCGAUGCCGCUGUCGGACGAGACGAUGACAGAUCAGGCCGACGGCAUCAACGGUCAAAGUACUGGCGCUGGAAUACCGACAUCGCCAUCACAGCCACAGCUUGUUUCCCAGAUCCUGCCCAGGCCUUUGAAAAUGCUGCUUGGGAAGCGGUUGCAGACAACCUCAGGACCCGUUCUCGUUUUCGAGAUGUGUUGGGCAUCGGCGUGGCUACUUGUGUUGCACUUGCUUGUGCAUCGGAGCAAACCCGUGCCUCCUGGGCGCCGGUCUUUCUCCCUAGGCUCGUUGGCGUGGCCGUCUGGAUUGGGGGCAUCUUGCCUCUGACCUGUGUCCCGGGGCUGCAGAUUUGCUUUUCCCCCUUUGUUGGGGUGCGUGCCGGCGAGGCAACUAACCCUGGACCGAAGGGGUCCGAGGGACAGAGCGGCUUUAACAUUGACGUUGGCAGCCUUCUGGGACCCGACUUUGCAUCGUCCAUCCGUGCUUUUAUUGAGGCUGCAGUGCAAAAAGCCAUCAAGGAGGCGCUGCAGGGUCUUUCGCUUGGGGACAAGCCGGAGGCAGAGACGGAGCAGCCCGGACCGAAGCGGCGCAAGCACAAGCAUGGAAAAGCGUCAGAAGCCACACCAUCCGAUGGUACCACUGUCUCUCCGAGUGCCCCUGCUGCCCAACCUGCUCGAGGCUCGGCCGAGGUUAAAGGCAAGGCUAAAGGUGCCAAAGGUGGUGACAAGGCCACCGGCAACAGCCCUGCUGCGGGCACUGUUGGCAAGGGCCGUGGCAAGGACGUGACUAAGUCCCCUGAAAAAGGUGCAGGCCGAGGCAAAGGUGAUGGAACCAAAGGCCAAGGUCAGCCGAGAGCAGCCGAUGCCAGAGCGGCCCAUGAUUGGCAAACCGUUGACCGCCGAAAACCUUCGGCUCCUUGGUGCCUUCGGUCCUCCGACUGGAAUGCCCCGGCUCUCGACUUCAGCGAGGUUGCCACUGCCCUGGAAAAGACCACCGGUGUCUAUAAGGCUGUUGUGCUGUGCGGGCCGGGUCAGGCUGAUCUCCUCGCCACACUGCUGCUCGGAUCCAAGCGGCCUCAUGGUGUUGUUGCUGUUACCCCUGACCACCCCGAGGCCGAAGCUCGCUGCCCGGGUGCUGUUGGAAACCAGUGUGUAUUCAAGCCGGUGCAUUUCCACCACAUAAGUUCGCCUGGGGUCGACCUUCCAAGCCCCAAAGUCACGGCAGCCCGAACACAAAAAGUCGUUGCGGCCAAAACUGCAGUGCUUUAUGUGCGGAUCUACAAGAAGUAUGUGACCAAAGGAGCCUGGAAGGACGUGCUUGCAAGCCCCCAGCGGGCCUUUCACCAUUGGGUGGCACAGCACCACAUGAAGGUGCAAGACAGCUGGGGCUGGGCCAAGGAGCAGGCGCACGGUGAGGACCAUAAGGUCUAUGCACCCGAGGCCGAUGUCACGGCCUUUGUUGCCAUGAGUGGAAGGGACGGCAUCUUCAUCAACCCGCCCGGUGGACACGCGGGCUGGGCAAGCGCAUCCCGAGAGCGGCAGAUCAAGCCACACUACCAGGAUGUGGAUGCUCGAGCAUGCGCCCUGAAGGGCAUCAACUUCUUCUUUCGUGCUGCCCACACCACGGAUCAUGAUGUAGUUGCGCUCCCCUUUGCUGAUGGGGAAGACACGGAACUCAUGUGGUGCAGAUGGGCGCCGGCUGAGGAGGAGGAAACCACCGAAGGCGAUGCUGCCAUGCCUCAGUCCGCCUCGCCGGCAGCCACCCAGGACGCAACGGCAGCCAAAGAGGAAAAGGAGGUGAAGCGAGGCGCGCCCAGCAAAGGCACAGGCAUCGCUAAGCGUACAUGUACGGAGACCCGGGACCUGCCGAAGGGCCUGGAGCAGCAAAGUGCUCCCACUGACGGGAAUUGUCUCUUUCAUGCUGCCUCCUCUGCCAUUGCCCACAUCCUUAAGACAACCCCAGAGGUGCACAGUGUUUUACGUGCCAAGGUAGCGCAACACUUCAAGAAACAUGCCGAAAGGUAUGAGCUUGCCUGGGAUAAGGAGAUGCCUGACAAGAAGGCUGCUACAUCGUUCCAGGCCUACAUCUCGGCCAUGGCCGAGGUUGGCACAUGGGCAGGCCACCUUGAACUUGCUGCUUUGGGCAGAAUUUUUGACAUCAAAUUUGUCAUUUUUCCCCGAUCUCCGGACCUUGAGGUUUGUGCGGUGCAUGCUCAGCAGCGCAAACGCGUGGCGGUUCUGGCUUUUACGGGAAGCCACUACGAGUGGCUGAAGCCCACAGGCAAGCUGCCUCAGGAGCUGUGCGAUGUCACCACGGCUCCCCCAAAGGUGCCAAUGCGACGAGGAGGAGGCGGCAAGGCUUCAUCACACGCAUCCAGUGCCGCUGCCUCACGCCGGUCAGUUUGGACCCAGGCCAGUGACGGCAUCGAGGACAACGUGUCCACUUGGACCUCAGCCAGGCUCACUGUCAGCUCGAGCAAGGCAUCGGUCUGGACACAAGGCAUUUCCGCUGUUGAUGCCCUUGCAAAUUUCAUGGAUAGCCACUGCUUGCAGGUCUGCACGGUGGCCGAGGCCGAUAUCAAUGUCGGAGAGGAAGUCGCGCAAAUCCUCAUUGCAGCCUUCUACGGCCAAUCUGGCAAUGCACCGGCAGCCUCUGCCCAGGCGGAAGACAUUUUGGCGAUUUGUUGCCACAGCCAGCUGCCUUUCAUAGUCGCCGGUGAUUUUAAUUUGGAGCCUACCGAAGCAAUUGUUGGUGAAGCCAGGGCACGCGGGGUUGUUAAUUCCCUCGAUGAUGCAUCCAAUGGUGCCCCUCUUCCCGCCACGGGGCCGGGCCGGCGACGACGCAUUGACUAUGGCCUGUGUCAUUGGUCCUUAGCUGCCGAUGCCAUCACUAAUUUUGAGCCCGCCUUCUCGGACCAUGCCUCCGUCUGUUACAACAUCCCGCUCGACGUCCCGGCCUUCCACGUUGGCCCAAGGCGUCGUGUCAUGCAUGAACAGCCCACCAGGAGGUUGCAGCCAGUUGCAGCUACAUUUGAGCAGAUUGAUUCUACGCCUUUCCAGCAGGCGAUCGAGGCCCAUGAUGUCGAUAAGGCAUGGGAGGUUAUGUCUGAUUGGGCCGAGGCUUGCCUGAGCUCUGCCACCCCCGGGGCUGUCCCACGCAAAAGUCCAUGGAUGCCCCGUCGCCUGGAGCACCAAGUGCACCCUGCUGUUCAUGGAUCGGCCACCGUUAAAACCUUGGCCAAGCUCCAGCGGCAAAUCGCUGUGGUUGCCGGGACGGGUGAUCCUCAGACAGCGCAAAAGGUUGUGCGGUCACUUCCUCGAGCCCGCCGUCUCGUGCCUGACCUCCCGUGGGUUCGCGAUUCUGACUUCAGGGAUUUGGGCACUUUUGUUGACAACCGUUUGCUGGAGUGCCAGAGCCAAGAAGCACAGGCAAUCCGCGAUCAAUGGAAGACCUUGCUCCGCGAGGACACCGGCCGCCAGCGUACUUUUGUUAAAUCGCGGGCUGAGGCCCAACUUGAGUUUGAAAAACGGCCGCCCGAUGCUGAUGCCGCUGCCUCUGCCGGCCCUGUGCACCCGUCAGUUGUGGUCCGUGAGCAAACCCAGGCCUGGAUUCAAAAGUGGCAAGCCGAGCCACAACCGAGGCAUGAGGCGAUUGACCAAGUCUUACAAAAGGUCCCGACGAUCCCCCGGGCUGAGCUCAAGUUGACUUUUGAGGCUGAGGGCCUUAAGUCCCUUGCGGCUGCCAUGGCGGAUAAAGCUUCAGGUCCUGAUGGCUGGAGUGGCCGCGACUGCUCGGCUCUGGCAGCAUGUCUGGGAUCAUGGCACCGUGCCGAUCCUCUGGAGAACGGCCAAGGUAGUCCUGCUUCGAAAGAAAGGAGGCCCGGCAACAAGACCAAUAACCCUCACCCAGUUGAUCUGGAGAGUGGGGGCGAAAUACGUUGCUCGAGCACUCCGCCUGUGGUCACCUGA